AUGGCUUAUCGAGAUGCCGUUGUCCCUUCGCAGCAAUUGCGGCCCAACAAGGAAGCCGAUGCAUUCUCGAGGCGUGUGCGCCUUGGAAUCAACGCGAGCUGGCUAAUAAACGUGUUGCUGCUUGUCUCCAAGGCAGUUGUGUUCGGACUGUCCGGCUCCUACGCCGUCCUUGCGAGUGCGGUCGACAGCCUUGUUGAUAUACUCAGCCAAGCGGUGCUUGCGGUAGCUGAGUACCAGGCGGCCAGGUUUGACCAGCGCUUUCCCAUCGGCCGAACGCGCAUGGCGGAGCUAUCUGUGUUAGCAUGCGCCGGUAUCAUGUUCGUCUCUACGGCGCUGGUCAUUCGCGAGUCUGCCGGCAGCAUCUGGGAAGGGCUACACGGUCACGUGUUCCCCCUUAAUGUCGAUGCCGUACUGAUUGGGACGCUGUCCGCUGCCACGGCCCUGAAGCUGGGGUUGUACAUUUACUGCCAGGCGCUACGGAAGAAUCCCAUCAUGGCAAGGCAGAAACCCUGGGAUAUGCGCUGCUCUGCCCUGCUGUGUCCCGUGCAGAAUGGCAACCCCCCACGCGGCGGCACCGUGCCGCUGCAGAUGCUGAUGCUGCUGCUGCCCCCACUAGUUAUAUUUCGAGCAGUGGCGCUUUCCGAGGACCACCUAAACGACGUGAUGUCCAACGUAGCCGCCAUUGCUGGGGCUGCAGUCGCCGGCAACCUGCCGCGCUUCUGGUUCGUGGACCCGGCUGUGGCGGUGCUGUUCUCUCUGCUCAUCAUUCGGAACUGGCUAGCCAUCUGCUGGGAGCAGGGUCAGAAGAUGAUCGGGUUGGAGGCCCCCGAGGAGCUCACCGAGGAGGUGACGCACGUGACUCAGAACCAUUGUACGGAGCUGCAGUUGGAUCGUGUGACUGCCUACCACCACGGUAGCCACAUGGUGGUGGAGGUGGAGGUGCUGCUGCCCGCGGACAUGACGGUGCGGGAGUCACAUGAUAUCGCACUGGCGCUACAACACAAGAUCGAGGCUAUCGACAAUGUGGAGCGAGCGUUCGUACACGUGGAUUACGAGAGGCGCAGUUUGGAGGAACACAAGGUGGAACGAAAUCUCAAGCUGGGGGUGAAGGACGUCAUGAAGCCGCUGGCGGGGCUGGACGCCGCCAGCGGACCCUCCUCACCGGGCGGCCCCCCCGCGGGCAGCGCUCUUCCGACAGCGGCGCUCUUACCCCGGGCGUCCUGCGGCGUCGGGAACAACACCGCCGCUGCGGCCAAUGCUGCCGCCGCCGCCGCUGCCGGCCCCGCUGGCGCGGCGGCGGCGGCAGCGGCAUCAGCGCCGGACGCGGCCGGGGACCUGGGUGUAUUGCUCCAGGGGGGACAGGAGAAGGUCCCCUCGCGGGAUAGUGACUGA
Messenger RNA from Volvox carteri f. nagariensis, 1392 nucleotides. RefSeq lists its product as uncharacterized. The record is from RefSeq and is a predicted model, not a curated record. Gene Ontology annotation, biological process: monoatomic cation transport; transmembrane transport. The coding region runs from base 1 to 1392 and encodes 463 amino acids. Gene Ontology annotation, molecular function: monoatomic cation transmembrane transporter activity. The transcript has 11 exons. Lineage: Eukaryota; Viridiplantae; Chlorophyta; Chlorophyceae; Chlamydomonadales; Volvocaceae. Gene Ontology annotation, cellular component: membrane.